AUGAUGGGGUCGUUUCUUAACGGACGCGUUGUUCCAGACCACCGAAUGGGAACAGCGGCUGAAAAUCCCCCGAGCCGUGUGGCACCAGAAUGGCAUCAAUAUCAAUCGGUUACGAGUUUUUCAGACACUUCAGUCCCCCCUGGUAUGCAACAAGCCGACAGAGCGGUGUCUCUAUCGACAACCGGCAGCUUCAGCCCAUCUCCAAAAAGAUUGAAGGAUUGGUCUCGAGAUGAUUCACGGCGAGACUCGGCUAGGAAGAAAAAGUCCUUUGGGUACUCUCCGAUGAGUGACCGCACCUCUGGGAGCAGCAAGAGACUGUUGUUGCUGCACCGACGGAUCGGGAGGGUGAUCUGUGGGCUUGGGCCUGCAUUGUCGCCAUCCACUGACUCCCUAAUACACAACUUCUUUCAGUUUACUCAUCUUGCUAAUCUCUUUUACGAUCAAGAUGCAUUUCUGAGUCGAUUCCCUUGUGCAUUAGAUCUGGCCACAGGAAAGCAUGAAGAGCAAGCUGUCGUUCUUGUAGUCUUUGCGCUCGGUUCAAUCGUUGGGAAAACUGUACGGAGCCAGUAUGUGGAGGGCGAGGCCAUCCCUGGAAUGGAAUUUUUCAGACCAGCUCUGCACGUCCUAACAAGUUCGUGGGCCGCAGCCUUUUGCGGAACCUUGACUUUACCACACGGAUUGGUUUUGUGCGCAACAUACCUCUCCUAUCUGGCGCAGCCAUUGAGAGCCUGGAAGCUUAUUCAUUUAGCAUCUACAACGGUGCAGCAACUGCUAAUAAAUGAACCCGAAAAGGAUGAACUCUUUCGGAUUGCAUGGUCAUGUUUUCUUAUCGAAAGGGUCCAUUAUCCCCCCAACUCGCCCCACGGUUUAUCAUCUAGCACACCAGAAGAUUUACUUGACGUCUGUAACGACCUUUGUCGCCGGCUAGAUAUAUGGCAUCAGUCUCUACCGGCCUUCAUUCAACCUGAUUUGUCGUCGCAAGAAGAUGCAAACUCACAAUCCUACAUUCUCCGACUUCGGUACUGGUCUACCAGGGAUAUUAUUUGUCGUCCACUUGUUGCAUACGUCGCCUCUUUGGCCCCAGAAGAAACGGUCUCUCCUGAAAUCAUGGAUAAAUGUCGCACAGGCCUCUUCAGUUGUCGGUCUUUCCUCUUUUUUUCGGGGAACUUGUUGUCCCAAUACACGCCAUACACGUACAGUGCAUCGAUAAAUUGCUUCGGAUGCGCUAUCAUUCUUUCCCUCGCCGCUCAAUCUCCUAUACUGGGACAAUCUAUAUCGCAAAUCAACGAGCUUCAAAACAUGGCUGUCGCAAGAAUCAAGCUGUGGGCACAACCUCUUACAAGUAUUGAAUGCGCACUCGAAAUCCUUGUAAUUUUACAGACAAAGAUGCGUUAUCGAUGA
Talaromyces rugulosus is the source of this 1401-nucleotide messenger RNA. RefSeq lists its product as uncharacterized. Lineage: Eukaryota; Fungi; Ascomycota; Eurotiomycetes; Eurotiales; Trichocomaceae. The record is from RefSeq and is a predicted model, not a curated record. The transcript has 4 exons. Bases 1 to 1401 code for a protein of 466 amino acids.